AUGAGUGCUUUAACAUACAAACUAAAGUGCUUAACUUGCCAAAAAGAGUUCAAAACUAAUCGUGGGUUUUCACGACAUAAUAACACUAUCCACAAAUUAAAUAAACUAUCAGUAGAGCAAAAAAAAAUACCUGUUUCAAUAAUCGCCAAUAUUAAAGGUGAUAUUGUAUAUUCUAUUCAUCGACG
Messenger RNA from Racocetra fulgida, 185 nucleotides. The record is from the annotation of a GenBank genome assembly. NCBI's taxonomy places the organism in Eukaryota, Fungi, Glomeromycota, Glomeromycetes, Diversisporales, Gigasporaceae.